This is a messenger RNA of Plasmopara halstedii, 1008 nucleotides long. Its product is annotated as Predicted methyltransferase. Bases 1 to 1008 code for a protein of 335 amino acids. NCBI's taxonomy places the organism in Eukaryota, Oomycota, Peronosporomycetes, Peronosporales, Peronosporaceae. The transcript is spliced from 3 exons. The record is from RefSeq and is a predicted model, not a curated record.
AUGGAGCUCCAGCGAGUGAUUGAGGCAUAUCGCGCGAUGGAGCCUGUGCGAGAUGUAAUUGCACUGAUCAAGACAAAAUUUGCAGUAAAUAAACGCUGGGCAUCAUUAGAUUUCCAAGCUCAGAUAGUCGAAUUGGUCAUUAAAGACGCUGUAUGCGAGGACUUUUCACCACUUCGAAGAUAUACAUACUCCUUUUUAAAGAAAUUUGUUGAUGAAAUUGAAUCUGUGAACGGAAGUUUAGACGAUGAACUUGUUGAGACACUGAUGAAUUAUGUACUGAGUGUUAAAGUGAGUGAGGAUACACUGAAUGCUGAAGCCAUGCACUACGUUUCAUACACAAUACCAAAGACUGAAGCGUCUAUUAUCGUGACAUGUCGAGUGGCUUCAGUAAUGAAUGACGUGGGACUUAAGAUUUGGGAAGCUGGAUGGCUACUCGCUGAGUAUAUUAUUGCUCAUAAAAGCGAGUUUAAAGAUCGUAAGGUACUCGAAUUAGGAUCUGGAGUAGGAUUUACGGGAAUGGUGCUAGCAUGCGUCUGCCAUGCUCGUCAUAUCGUACUCACAGAUUAUGCGCCCAGUGUAAUGCAAAAUCUGCGUUACAAUGUCGAAUUAAACAUGAGCAAAUUCAUUUGUCCAAUUCAAGUGCAGAUGUUAGAAUGGGAAUCGUGGCACCCUCAAGAGGCUGAUGAUGAAAAGCCUGAUAUUCUAUUGGCAGGAGACUGUGUCUAUGAUAUCGCCGCUUUUCCACAUUUAAUGCGUGUCCUCCAACUUUUUUUUGGCAAUGAUGAAGGAGUUCAAACGAGUAAUACGCAGCGUAUGGCCAUCUUUGCUGCCACUAUUCGAAACCAGAAAACAUUUCAAGAGUUUCUAAACCAACUCGCAGCUCAUUAUAUUGAAUAUGUCGAUAUUACAGCGUCAUCACUGGUAAAAAUGGGAACACCAUUGUUUCCGUAUCCCAUUCGGGACCAGAUUCGUCUUUGCCGCCUUUCAAGGGCUUCUGUAAGGAAUUGA